UUAGUCUCCGGUCUGCCUGAGUGCGUUCAUGUGUUUUGGAGGAGGCGUGGCUUUGCAGAGUGAUUACGCAGGGAAGGUCUGAUGUCUUGAUAUUCUUCUUUCCUCUACCGCUUGACGAGGUGAAGAUCAUGUGAUCUCCAGAAGCUUCUCUCACAGAGAGAUUUCUUGGAAGGAAUUCUUGCUGCUUAUGAAAGAACAAAAAAUGGGGUGAGUGGAAAGAGAAAAGAGAAAGUGAAAAAAGGAGAGAGAGGAGGGAGAUGUGUGCCAGUGUGCAUAUGACUCGCUGUCUGGGGGUGAGAGAGAGACACACACACACGGACACACUCACACGCGCACUUAAAUACCAAAGAGAGAAACCCCCUUUCACUAAAACAUUCUCUAACACAAACACACAUCUCCAUUCACAGACUGCACCACUGCUGUACUUCUUAUUAGGACUGGACAUACACACAUAUUUACACACAUAUUAACUGUCUUAUUCUGCUCAUGGCUUGUGGGAUGCAACUGCCGACCUGGAGCGGACACCACUGGAGACUCAUCCAGCAUUUCCUCCAGAUGACCCUCCUGCUCUCCCUCCUGUGCCCACCCACAGAGCCUGUUCCCUGGGACAACGGCUCCAGCAGCAGCCCUGGAGAGGGCUGUGAGGGUUUCCAGGUGGAUGUUUGUGGUGUGUGUGCAGGAGAUGGGAGCACAUGUGAGCUGUUCAGCGGGACACUCUUUCUUUCUGUGCUCUCCGUUGGCUACCACAAGAUCCUGGACAUCCCCUCUGGAGCUCAACGAAUCAAAAUACAGGAAACACAGAAGACCAGGAACUACUUGGCUCUCAGGACAGUGACUGGUGACUCAGUGAUAAAUGGUGACUGGGUGAUCGACAGGCCAGGACAGUUCUACGCUGUGGGUACUCAGCUCACUUACAAACGACCCAACGAGAUACGCAGCAGAGCGGGAGAAUCCAUCACUGCCCCUGGCCCAACCAAUCAGGAGCUGCAUCUCUUUGUUAUUUAUCAGCAACCCAAUCUAGCAGUGUAUUAUGAAUACAUUCUACCUAAAGACCCCAUUACCGACAAUCAUUCAGAUGCAUAUUCUUACUCUAGUGUACUACCUCUGGUAGAGAGUCAUGGAAUAUUUCCUGAUCCUGGCAAUAGUGACAGUGAAAACUCAUUAAGCAGCUCUCAUCCUAACCAAGUUCCAUUGGACCCUAUAACCCCUGAACCAGUUCCUCUGUACAGCUGGCUUGCCAUUACAACAACACCCUGCAGUGCCACCUGUGGAACGGGCAGUCGCCAGGUUCUUUUUGGCUGUGUGGAAAGAGCCACUCAAACUACUGUACCAGGGGACCUCUGUAGCUUCACCAGUCAUCCUGGCCCUCAGGUAGAAGAGUGUCAAUCGCAGCCUUGCCCAUGCUCAGUGCCAUGUGGAGUAGGUCAGCGUAAAAGAGAAGUUGUGUGUGUGGAUAACCUGGGUGACAUUGUUGCUGAUGAGGAAUGCAAUAUGGCCCUUCGCCCACAGGACCUGCAGAAUUGUGACAAAGGAGUGUGUGCCAGCAGCUGGUUCUACUCUCUCUGGAGUGACAGGUGUUCUGCAGACUGUGCGGAAGGAAGUCGCAGCCGGUCAGUGGUGUGUAUGAUGAGUCAGACCAACUCAUUGCCUUUGGACAACUGCGACGAUGAGGAUAAACCUGACGAGCUCAUGCCGUGUGACCUGGGACCCUGUACACAGCGACUGGAAUGGUACACAGGAUCGUGGGGACAGUGCUCAUCUGAAUGUGGCAAUGGUACCCAGAGUCGAGGUGUGGUCUGUGUUGUCCAAAACAGUGGCCAGUUAGAAGUCACCUCAGAAGCCCAUUGCACUCAUCUGCCCCGUCCUCCGAAUGCACAGACCUGCUUUUUGAAGAGCUGUGGAUCACAGUGGUACAUGACGGAGUGGAGCUCAUGUUCUCGUUCUUGUGACGGAGGCUUUCGAGUGAGAGAAGUACGUUGUUUGCAAGAUGAUCUGACCAACAGCCAUGACUGUGAUCCUGCUCUUGAACCUGCAAACAAGGAGAAUUGUAACACACACACCUGCAUGCCACCGAUUGAUGAGUCCUGCAGGGAUAUGUACUCUAACUGUGUGGUGGUAGUCCAGGCCCGUUUGUGUGUGUACUCAUACUAUCGCACCACAUGUUGUGCAUCAUGCUCUCGGGUCACUCAGAGAGACACACUGCACAGAAUCAGGUGAUCUGGUUGUUCUUGGAAUGUGACACCACCGCUCUCCUAUCCUGAAUUAUGAUGUCCUUGUCUCAUCAUGGCAUCAUCCCCACCUGUUUUCAGCUGGAUCGGACAUCACUGUUCAUCUCCACCACUGUUCAAAGACUUACAGUAUAUGUUCACUGCCCAUCUUUUUUAAAACACAAAAUGACAAUGCUCCAUGAGCAAAUGAGUAUUUAUUGCAAAUAAAAACCAACCGAGCCU
This is a messenger RNA of Sinocyclocheilus anshuiensis, 2450 nucleotides long. RefSeq names its product thrombospondin type-1 domain-containing protein 4-like. Gene Ontology annotation, molecular function: metalloendopeptidase activity. Gene Ontology annotation, biological process: extracellular matrix organization; proteolysis. The transcript has 13 exons. Lineage: Eukaryota; Metazoa; Chordata; Actinopteri; Cypriniformes; Cyprinidae. The record is from RefSeq and is a predicted model, not a curated record. Gene Ontology annotation, cellular component: extracellular matrix. Bases 487 to 2217 code for a protein of 576 amino acids.